This is a messenger RNA of Bombus terrestris (buff-tailed bumblebee), 2264 nucleotides long. Its product is annotated as transmembrane protein 59-like. The transcript is spliced from 4 exons. Bases 143 to 1012 code for a protein of 289 amino acids. The record is from RefSeq and is a predicted model, not a curated record. Lineage: Eukaryota; Metazoa; Arthropoda; Insecta; Hymenoptera; Apidae.
CCACCAUAAUUAAAUCGAUAUUUAUUCGAUUAUUCGAGGAGCUAUCAACCUUCUCUCAGUGAAGUCUCUUCAUCUAACGAAUUAUUUUGAUUGAUACGCUAAAUACUCUUUUAUAGAAUACAGAACACAACAGUUCUCUGAGAUGAGAAAAGAAAAGGGAAUUAUUUCGUUGCUGUUAUUAUUUAUUAUAAGUCUUGUACGUGGUGAUAUGUUUUGUAGUCUUGUAAAUCGAGAAGAUCCGUGCAUUAACUUGUGCGAAAAAACACCAUUAUCUUUUACAAAUAGUAAAUAUGUCAAAUCAUGCUGUCAGCGAGGGUGUAGAUUCUUCAAUUUAGUGGAUUUACAUUAUGGAUUAGAACCAAACAGUUUAAAUGGUACUAGGGAUGCCUGUGAAGCUUCAUGUACAGAAGCAUAUACAGCUCCUCAAGAUCGCUAUGCAUGUAGCACUGGUUGUGAUUUCAUGGCCAAACAACGUGUUUCAGAUUUGUUAUCACUAUUUUCUAUUGAUGUCUAUAUAGAGGAAGGUGUAGAUUCCAACUUAUUUGUAAUGUCACCUGAUAUACCUGAAAAUGAUAUUUUGAGUGAUCCAGGUUUGCGGAAGGAACUUUUUCCAGGAUGGUGGGAUUUUAAUGGAUUUAAAUUGCCACAGACAUAUAUUAAGACUGUUCCAUUAGAUGCUGGGACAGUGGAUUAUGGUGUACCGUCAGACUACUCUGGAGAAAAUGACCAAUCAGCUUCAGUACCUGGAUCUGAUUGGCUUCAAUGUGCCUCGAAACAUAUUGGACUACCACAUUGGCUUUUAGCCUCUGCUAUUGCAGCAACAGCAUUGUCUGCAUUUUGGUUAUGUUUAUAUCCAGAAAAAACCACUGAUCCUUUUAAAGAAAUACUUAUUGAAAAAUCUGAUAUUUCUCCAACAGCUACAUUAUAUGUACACGAAGCACCAUUUCAUAAACAGCCUCCGCCAAAAUAUUUUGAUAGUGUAGAUCCUGCAGAAAUUAAUAUCAAAGUUUAGCUAGGACUUUUAACUUUAUAAUUUUUUCAAUAAUUUUGAAGGUCAUUGAAAUUUCAGUAUGAUAACGCCGUUUUCAAGAAAUUGUUUAUAUUAUGUAUCAUAGAUUGUUGUGAAUACUAUAAUUAUUAAGAAGUAUCUGCACUUUCAAUUUUCAACAAAAUUAUUCAUAGACGAAAAAUAAUCUUCUAAGAAUAUAUGUGUAUAAAAAUAAGACUAAAAAGUUAGUUGAGAUUUUGAAACAUACAUAUGAAAAUCAAAAUCAAAAUAUAUGAUAAAAUAGGUAAUAAAAUAUUUUGUGGGGAAAAUUUAUGGUUGAAUAAAUGGUGAUAUAUGAUAAAAUUAUUUUGUACAGAAUAACAUUGUUUUUUAUAAUAACAGAUCUUAUUAUUCUUCUUUUCCCAAUAGAUAAAGUAACUGAAAUCAGUAUUGAAAUAAAACUUGCAAAGUAAAAAGGUAUAUGCACAUGUAUAAGACUGCAAAUUAUGUACUUUAUUAAUAAUUGAGUAAGGAUUGAAAACUUUUGUAUUUGUAUCAAUAUAUUAUUUUGUUAAAUAUAAUGUAUAAAUAUAAGAAAAUUUAUGUAUGAUCAUCGAAAGCAAUUGCUUUUGGGAAGUUUUGUUUUAUUGUUCUUAUAUUGGUUAUUCAUUUUAAUAAUGAUAAAUUUUAUUUUACAUUUAAGUACAAUCAGCUUGUUUCAAGAUGUUUGUAUAUUUAAUGCAUGCAUGUAUUCUUUUGUAUCUUUUAUAUCCUAUAUUAUAAUAUAGUGAAGUUUAAAAUUAUAAAGAUGAAUUUUGGAGUAAAAGGGUAUGUAUUUGUAAAAAUUAUAGUUAAAAAUUUAUUUUAUCAACUUAUCUCAACUUUUAUUUUACAUAGGAAAAUGUGAAAUAUUGCAAUUAUAAAAACAAAUAUGAUACAAUGUAUAGUUGAAGAAACUCUAAAACAUUAUGUAUGAUAUUAUGUUGUAUCAUUUAAAUACAUGAUAUCUUAUGUCAUUGUAAUUAUUGAAAUAUGGUUUGAGGCUUUUCGAUAGUACAUGUCAACUACAUUAUGCAGUAAUAUAUAAAUUUCAUAUUUUUUCUCAACAAACUAAAAUUAAUAUAUAAUUAUGUAACCAAUGUAAGACAUUACUUAAAAAUAAUUAAAAAUGUCACAAUGUCUUUAUCCUUUAGUAGAAUAUUAUGAAUUAUUGAAUAUGCAAUGUUUAACAAUUUAAUGUAAUUUAAAAUAAAGGGUCAAUGAAAUAGUUACACAA